GUUGACUCGCUCUCUGUCGUUGUUUCGUGUCGAGUUGUGGAGAAAAACAGCGGCAACACGGGGAUGCUGAGCGGAGGGGUUUUCUAAUCGCCCGUUGUGGUGUUCAAUGACAUGAGCAGAUUUGCUAAAACACCAAAUUAUGGCAGGGAACCUCAGCUGCUACGAGUUUCUAGAUACUCCUGCCGCCGCAUAGAAAAGCCGCAUUGUUAAGCAAAAUCUUUGCAACCGUGAGCAGCAAUAAUGCGAGGGGCGGACAGUAGCAGCAGGUCUGCCGUGAUUGUGUUCUGCCUGCUGGGAUGCGAUUUAUGGACGGCGGCCGCUAAAACACUGCAGGAGAACAGCGAUGCCAAAGAAGUGGCGCUGAAGGUUCACCUGAGUGAUGCUAGCACUCAUCAGCCUCUCGCUGGGGUCACCGUGGAGAUCUUCACUAACCACACCCCUGUUGCCUCGGAUAUCUCUGGUGCCGAUGGCAACGCCUUUAUCAGGUUCCCCUAUCGCCUUGGCGACCUUCUUGUAGUGACGGCAACCAAGCGUGGCUACGUACCCAACUCUAUUCCAUGGCGACCAAGCAGGCUUCCUGUCUUUUCAUCUCUCAGUCUGGAUCUGCUUCCUGAGAGGGCUGCUACGCUGAUGGUGUAUGAUGACGUGGUGCAGAUCGUCUCUGGAUAUCAAGGUUCAAAGCUGCAGCCAUGGGUGCAGUUCCAGAGAAGAGCGUUGAGUCUUCCUUCUAAUGCAACCUACACCAACCUGACCGCCUUCUUAACUGUGAGCAGUUCAACACAAGACACACAGUACUUCCCUUACCUGCAGGGACUUCAUCCCAACUACACAGGCAGUGAUCGGAAGUUCGAGUUGACUCCUGUAGCUGCUAUAAGUGUCCAUCUUUUGGGAAGCGAUGGGGCGGAGCUUCAUGUCAGUGAGCCAAUCAGUGUGAGCGUCCCUCUUCCCGCAAACAGUGGCUUGAAAGAGAAUGAUCACAUCCCCGCUUGGAGAUUUGACCCUAAACUGGGGGCCUGGUUGAAGAGCAGUCUGGGAUACAUCCAGAGAGAGGGGAAGCAGUUAACUCUUACAUAUAUUGCCCCUCAGCUUGGCUAUUGGGUCGCAGCCAUGUCUCCCAUAAACACAGGUCCAGUGGUGGCGAAGGACAUUAGCACUUAUCACACAGUCUUCCUGCUGGCCAUACUAGGAGGCAUGGCCCUGAUACUGCUCUUCCUGCUCUGUCUGCUGCUCUACUAUUGCAGGAGGAAGUGUGCCCGCUUACGCCCUGCCCACAGGAAGUUCACUCUAUCCUCAGCUUUAGAUGCCUCUAAACGAGACCAGGCUACUUCCAUGUCACACCUGAACCUCAUCAGUGAGACUCACCUAGACCACAAUGGGGCAGAGCCAGACAUGCACACACCUAUGCUUAAACCCACCCCCUACGACUCCUCCACCAAUGAGCUUGCAGCUUCGCACGGCGAGCUCCAUAGCCGAGGAUCUAGCCACUACAAACACUCAGUAGAGAGAUUUCCCCUCAAAUCGGUUUGUUCGAACAAUCCUUCCGAGGGUUAUGAUUCACCAGUGGGGCGUGGGGAGUACCGGCGGAGCUAUACUUCCAUCGUGACUUCAUCCAUCCAUCCCCUCCACAUGUCCAUCUCAUCCUCGUCCCCCCAUCCAUUGCAUCACACCACCUCUGCAGGACGACUCUCUUCGGAGAGUAAAUCAGGCUUGCGUGAUAACCGCAUAAUCUCUCCUGUUUCAGCCACAUCCACAAGUCCUGCCGGAUCCCCAGAGCGGGAGCAAGGAAUCGAGCGCCGGCCAGCCGACUACAUGCUGUCCCGCUCAGUAGACCAUCUGGAGCGUCCCGCCCCGCUUCACCGACCUGGAGCCCUGCUCUGCUGCACCUCCGAAUUGCAAGUCAACCAAGGGGAAGAGACCUACCGCAAGGCUCGUCCCACCCUCGUCAUCCCUGCCCACUACAUGCGACUUCCAGGGACACACCCUCUGUCGGGCCAAGCGCUUCUUUUGCAGUCGGAUGUACAGAGCGAAUUGGAAAGCAUUCAGGCGGAACUCAGUGCGUGCCAUCAGCCCCAAGGCCAAGUCCUGCAACCGUGGGGCAAAGGAGAGCAGGAAGGGGGGACGCAAGGGACGGGGGACAACCGAGGUGGAGGAGUUGAGGAGUGGACGUUGCAGACGGCCACUCUUCCCGCUGAUCUCUCCAUCCCCAACUCGCUCAGUCAAACAGGCCUGGAUGUGGUGCAGAUGAACGGAGAAGAUCAGCUUCUGGCCGAAAAGACUUUGAUGGAGCUCAGGGGGGGAAAGCCGCUCCCCCAUCCCAGAGCUUGGUUCGUGUCACUGGACGGCCACUCCAAUGCCCACAUCCGCCAUUCGUACAUCGACUUGCAGAGGGCAGGAUGCAACAGCAGUUGUGUCGGAAGCAACGACGCCAGUCUGGACUCUGGGGUUGAUAUGAGUGACAUCACACCGGGUCGGCGUUUUCGUGAAAAAGUCAGGGGUAAAACUGAAGUUGGGGCUCAGCCUGCAGUGCCUGUGGUCGGAUAUACACCGCUAGUGUUUGUAGAGGACUCAAAUGCUAAUGCGGAGAACAGCGGUAGCCCAAUGCCAGUCUGCAGCCCUGAAGAACACUCUCUAGGGGGUUUAUUACAGGAAACAGAGAGGGAAGAGGAAGACGAAGGGACUUUGUCUCCCCCGUUGCCUCCACCUGAGCUUCCUUCACCACCUCCUCUCUCUGAGCCUGUGGUUGAAAUGGCGGAGGAGACGGGGACAGAUAGUGAUGUUUUCAGGACUGAGGAGACUCAAAUGCACAUGAGCAGCAGCCGGCCAGAUAACCUGGUCAUCCCUGAUGAUGGUGGUGAAGAUGAGAACAAGAAGAGUCCGUGGCAGAAACGAGAGGAGCGACCACUACUGGCCUUUAACCUAAAAUGACACGCCUUUUAAAAGGAUAGUUCAUCAAAAAAAAUGAAAAUUCUGUCGUCGUUUACUCAUGUC
This is a messenger RNA of Sinocyclocheilus anshuiensis, 2988 nucleotides long. Its product is annotated as protein FAM171A1-like. The coding region runs from base 241 to 2925 and encodes 894 amino acids. Gene Ontology annotation, biological process: regulation of cell shape; stress fiber assembly. The transcript has 8 exons. The record is from RefSeq and is a predicted model, not a curated record. NCBI's taxonomy places the organism in Eukaryota, Metazoa, Chordata, Actinopteri, Cypriniformes, Cyprinidae. Gene Ontology annotation, cellular component: plasma membrane.